UGUCGCCUUGAAUAAAAAAUCAUUCUAAAAAUAAGCACUAACACCAUUUCGUGUUUGCGGUAGUAAAAUGAUUUUGUCUUGGCUGAUGAUAGUUUUCCCUUUGAGAUUUGUUAAACUGAAGAUUUAUAAAAUGGAAAUAUUGGCUGUAUGAAAUCGUUCCUGUGGCCUGCCCAAGCAGGACACAAAUAAAAAAUACUUCUGUCAGAGUUUGAAAAUAACGACAACACGAGAUUGAAAAAAUCCACUGUUGAGGGAAUAUACUUUUUAUUUUGUGUAUUUCGAAACACAGAAAAUGGCCAAAAAUUACGUGACUAAUUUUCGUGGUGAAAGUUUUUUCACACCGAAUGCUAAAAUGAAUAUAAAAGACGAACCGGUCACUCCUAUUGAAGAAGACUUUGGUGAACAUAAUAAUUUGGAUAGUUACGAGAACGAUUACGGCUCGAUGAGAAAAUCAUUGUCAAUGAACGACAUUGCAGCCCUUCGUGAAGAUCUUGUUAAGUUGGAAUUCAGUGAUCAUGAUGAUGUGUACCAAAGAUAUCGGAGACCGACAGCGGGACCACAAGAACUGUCCAAAACGAAGUUUGUGUCCAUGGCAGAGGCUAUAUACCAUUAUCAAAGAGAUACUCCGGGUAGAUUUCGUUCAACUAAACCUCAAAUAUUUAGAACCCAAGGACGUGCAGGCCCUAAUGGGCUCACAGUUCCUCAGUCUCCCAUGCUCCGUUGCAAAGCGCGUUCACGGCCUCUACAUGUAAUGUCACAAAAAGAAAAGGAAGACCUAGAACUUGAAGAAUUAAAAAAAUAUAAGAUCAAAGCUCAUCCUAUACCUAAGUCUGUGAUGGAAGGGCCUAUAAAUCUACCAGAUGUACCAAAGAAGCCAGUGACAGUUCCUGAACCAUUUCACUUAACUGAGAUCCAUAAAAAACCUAUUGCAUCCCCAGUAGUUGAGAAAUUUAAAGCUAGACCUGCCCCCAAACAUAUUCUUCAAAAACCACAAGUGCCAGUGAAGCCUCCAGUCCAUGUUACAAAAUCAAUCAGUCCUAAAUUUCAUUAUAAAAGGACAAAUUCUGCUGAUCAACUGAAGAAUGAAAAGCCAUCCCAGAAACUAGUUGAGAAGUGCCUGAGACAAGGACCAGUUAAACCAGAACCUUUCUCUUUUGAAAAAAGAGAUGAGGAGAUGAAACGUCGUAGGGAUGAAAGAAUAAAAAAACAAAUUGAAGAAGAAAGAAAACAGGCCUCCCUGUUCAAAGCCCAACCCUUACCAGGUGCUGUAAAGAAACAAAUGAAGUGUGCCACUAUUAAAGGCAGUUCAUCCACUGCUUCUUCAGAGAAUAAGGAAAAUCAUAAAUUUGAAGCUCGGCCACCUAUAGUACUUUACAAAGAACCAUUUAAGCCAGUUUUGCAAUCUUUGCAUAUAGUAAAACCUGUUCCAUUUGAGCUGACUACAGAGAAACGAGCAGCAGAGAGAGAGAAGUUUGAGAAGCAAUUGAGAGAAAAGGAAGAAGAGAUGGAAAGAAUUAAACAGAUGAAAGAGAAAGAAAGACUUGAAUCAGAAGAGAGAGCUAAAGCAGAACUCCGAGCAAAACUUAUACAUCAUGCAAAACCUGUACCAGUGCUUGUACCAUUUGUACCGGAAAAAUCUGCAGCAUCUCUAACAGUACCUGAAACACCUAAAUUUGUAAGGAGGUUGAAGCAGCAUUGAUAAACAAUGAUCGAUAAAAGAAUUAAUCUUCUAAUAAUAAUCUUCUUACAUAUGAAGUUUGUCAUUUAAACGACGAAUAACUCCUCAUAUAACCCAGGGACUUAUUACUUGAAAUAAUGUAAUGCAGUGAUAGACAUUCCCUUUUAUAGAUAAUUUACUUUAGUUCGAAUAGCUGUAAUUUUUAGUGUAAAUGUUUCAGACAUACUUUUAUUUCAUUAUUAAUUUGGAUUUGUUUGGCAAUUGAAUUAUGGUAAUAUAAACUAUUUAAACAAAGAAUGGGUUUUAUUUCAAAUCCAAUCAAUCCCAAUCAAAUCCCCACAGUUAAAGUACUGAAUUGCAUCACAAUUGUUUAUCAUUAUUGCUAUUAUUAUUAUUUAAUAAUUUGUUUAAUAUACAUUACCUAAAUCAUUU
This is a messenger RNA of Bombyx mandarina (wild silkworm), 2110 nucleotides long. Its product is annotated as targeting protein for Xklp2. Gene Ontology annotation, cellular component: spindle; microtubule. The record is from RefSeq and is a predicted model, not a curated record. NCBI's taxonomy places the organism in Eukaryota, Metazoa, Arthropoda, Insecta, Lepidoptera, Bombycidae. Gene Ontology annotation, biological process: regulation of mitotic spindle organization; activation of protein kinase activity.